UGGGAGUAUAGGACUGGGGAAUGUCAGAAGAGAAGGAAUGUAUAAAAGUUCGCAGAGGGCUCUCUGCCGGCGGCCGGCGCAGCCCGACUCAGCUGCUGGGCCCCUGAGGCAGCUCUUGGCUGCAUUGGCGACAUGGCUGACACCCCCAGAGACGCUGGGCUGAAGCAGGCGCCCGCGCCCGGGAACGAGAAGGCCCCCGCGGACUUCAGCUACGUGGGGAUUGACUUCCUGGAGCAGAUGUGCAGGAAGGCCAUGAAGCAGGGCUUCGAGUUCAACAUCAUGGUGGUCGGGCAGAGUGGCUUGGGGAAGUCCACCUUGAUCAACACCCUCUUCAAGUCCAAAAUUAGCCGGAAGUCGGUGCAGCCCACCUCGGAGGAACGCAUCCCCAAGAUCACUGAGAUCAAGUCCAUCACGCAUGAUAUUGAAGAGAAGGGCGUCCGCAUGAAGCUGACGGUCAUUGACACACCAGGGUUCGGGGACCACAUCAACAAUGAGAACUGCUGGCAGCCGAUCAUGAAGUUCAUCAACUACCAGUACGAGAAAUACCUGCAGGAGGAGGUCAACAUCAACCGGAAGAAGCACAUCCCGGACACGCGCGUCCACUGCUGCCUGUACUUUAUCCCCGCCACCGGCCACUCCCUCAGGCCCCUGGACAUCGAGUUUAUGAAGCGCCUCAGCAAAGUAGCGAACAUUGUUCCUGUCAUCGCCAAGGCCGACACGCUGACCCUGGAGGAGAGGGUCUACCUCAAACAGCGGAUCACCGCGGACCUGCUGUCCAACGGCAUUGACGUGUCCCCCCAGAAGGAGUAUGACAAGGACUCGGAGGACCGGCUGGUGAAUGAGAAGUUCCGAGAGAUGAUCCCGUUCGCCGUGGUGGGCAGUGACCAUGAGUACCAAGUGAAUGGGAAGAGGAUCCUUGGACGGAAAACCAAAUGGGGCACCAUCGAAGUUGAGACCACCACCCACUGUGAGUUUGCCCACCUUCGGGACCUCCUUAUCAGGACGCACAUGCAGAACAUCAAGGACAUCACCAGCAGCAUCCACUUCGAAGUGUACCGGGUGAAGCGUCUGCACGAAGGCAGCCAUGCCAUGUCCAACGGCGUCGAGGAGAAGGGGCCCGAAGCCCAGGAGAUGUAGACCCACCCUGCCCCCGGGACCCUGCCCCCGAGUCCUUUCCAGCACCACCCCCAGGCCCGCCCACAUGCCCCAUUUUAUUUUAUAUAAUUUUCUCCACUUGUCAUCGUUCUCUGCCCCUUUACACGCCGCCAAGUAACAAGAUCACGUGUGCCCUCCUGAAAAAAAAAAAAA
This is a messenger RNA of Zalophus californianus (California sea lion), 1308 nucleotides long. Its product is annotated as septin-9-like. Gene Ontology annotation, molecular function: molecular adaptor activity; GTP binding; GTPase activity. Gene Ontology annotation, biological process: cytoskeleton-dependent cytokinesis. Lineage: Eukaryota; Metazoa; Chordata; Mammalia; Carnivora; Otariidae. Gene Ontology annotation, cellular component: septin complex; cell division site; microtubule cytoskeleton. The record is from RefSeq and is a predicted model, not a curated record. The transcript has a single exon. Bases 133 to 1137 code for a protein of 334 amino acids.